CAUUCAACGCGGCCUUGCAGCGUAUUAUUGACAAAGAAAAAGUAAACGGGGUGGGAUUUGAAAUAAAUAUCGUUAAACGGUAAACGGGAGUGAGGUAAACAUAUUUGUUUUCGAUAUACCUUAUUCUUUAGAUAACCUCUUUAAGUAGGUUAAAGUAAUAUUAAACGCUGUUAUCAUCUCGAUUUUACCUUAUUGUUAUGCUAGCGUGAAUAUAUGUUAAGCAUACCAGCAAUACGACAACAUCCAGUGCAUCUGUUGAACGAUAUUAAACAUCUUGUCUACUGAAUUAUUUUCAUCAGAGAUGAACGUCAUGCUGCCGAAGAGCUGAACUGGCUGCAUUUAGAACUGGAUCUCUGCACCGUUUCAGCUCAGAGACGAUAAAGGGAGGAGGACGUGAGCUCAGCUGAAGCCAAUGCAGCAGCAGCAGAGCCGGCAGCCUGACCUAGUGGAGGGAAGCCUUCCAGUGUUUGUGUUCCCCACUGAGCUGGUGUUCUACGCAGAUGAGCAGGCUUCACAUAAGCAGGUGCUCACCCUCUACAACCCUUAUGAGUUUGCUCUUAAAUUCAAAGUUUUGUGCACAGCGCCAAACAAGUAUGCCGUGGUGGAUGCCACUGGUGCUGUUAAACCGCAAUGUUGCGUGGAUAUUGUGAUCCGCCAUAAGGACGUGCGGGCCUGUCAUUACGGGGUGAUUGAUAAGUUCCGGCUGCAGGUGUCUGAGCAGAGUCAGAGGAAGGCUUUGGGCAGGAAGGAAGUGAUGGCCACUCUGCUGCCCUCCGCCGCUCAGGAGCAGCCCCAGGUCCGGCCCCAGGAAGAGGAGCGCAGGAUGAAGGAGCAGCUUGCCGACAGAGUGUUCUUUGAGCAGACUGCAUUCCAGACAGAGAGCCGCACAGCGUCUGGGGGCCCUAGCCUCCUCACUGUCCUUUUAGGUCUGGUGUGUAUGGCGGCCCUUAUGCUCCCAACUCUGGGAGAGCAGGAAUCCACAGUGCCUGUCUACCUCCACUUAAGUGUUAACAAGAAACUUGUAGCUGCUUAUGUUUUAGGUCUUCUUACAAUGGUUAUUCUGCGCACUUGAAGUGCUCUUGGAAACGAUCUCGUUGAAAGGAACUAAAACGAUGAAGAGGGGAGAUAUGGACAUUAACACAGCCAGGAGGGUUGUGAGGAUGGAGGGGAAGCACGUCUGAAAAACUCCCUAUAAACAGGAACUAACUUCUUAAAUGAUCAUCACAAACUCACUGACACAAUGAAGACAAAGAUCCAUGGGCGAGGGGAGGGUUCUGUUUACACGCCGAACACUGCCUGAGCAGGCAUUGAAUCCGGCUGACUAUUAUGUUAAGUGGGAGGGGGUGUAGAGGAACAUGAAUACAUUAAAUUAAAUGUGUUGUUAUACGUCA
Messenger RNA from Cyprinus carpio (common carp), 1391 nucleotides. RefSeq names its product motile sperm domain containing 1 (gene mospd1). The record is from RefSeq and is a predicted model, not a curated record. Gene Ontology annotation, cellular component: cytoplasm. Lineage: Eukaryota; Metazoa; Chordata; Actinopteri; Cypriniformes; Cyprinidae.